UACAACAGAGAUUUAGAUUUUCCACUGUGUAUUUCUCUGUGGAAAAUGACCAUCAAAAAUUUCUCAAUUGAAUAUGAUGCCAUCAACAGCCAGAACACUUUCACAAAUGGAGAUACCAUUAAUGGAAGAAUCGUUGUGGAGGUUUCUAAGGAGAGUAAAAUCCAUUCGCUUAUUUUCAUUGGACAAGGAAAAGCCCGGGUUUGCUGGAGUGAACAUUACGGGCAAUAUGGACAUUGGGUGUACUGGGCUGACGAGAAAUAUUAUAACAUCAAACAUCAUAUCUUGAGAGAUGCAAACCAAGAUGGCACCGUCAUUGGUAAAGGAAGACAUGUAUUUCCUUUUUCCUUCAAGAUUCCUGACAGAACAAUGCCAUCAUCAUUCAAAACCUCAGUAGGCAAAAUUGUUCACAAGUUGAAGGCAGAGCUGAAACAAUCAAUGAAGCUGACAAAAAAGGCCAAAAUCCACUUCACAUUCAUAUCCAAAGCAGACAUGGAUAUUCCUGGACUUAUGGAACCUCAGUUCGGUUGCAAGGACAAAUCUCUCAAACUUUUUGGCUCUGGAACCAUUUCAAUGGAUGUUCACACCAAGUGGAUGGGAUACAAACAAGGUGAGGCUCUCCAAGUCACAGCUGAAAUCAAUAACUGCUCAUCUCGUUCAGUGAAGCCCAAAUUCAUACUGUAUGAGAAGAAGAGUUUCUUUGCGCAGGGUCGCAGGAGAGUUUGCACAAAUGAGAUCCUUAAGGAGAAGUUUGAGGCUGUUGAAUCCUCUGGCAAGGAGACUGUAACCAAGGUGAUCAACAUCCCCAGGGAACUACCUCCCUCCAUCUUGAACUGCUCCAUCAUCAAGCUGGAAUACAGGCUUAAGGUCCAUCUGGAUGUCAAAUGUGCUUCAGACCCGGAGAUCAAACUCCCUAUUGUCAUCCUUCCUGCCUCUGAGGUUCCUGCUAAGAAACAUCCACCUGCUUCUGAUGACUUUGGAUUUGAAGCAUUUGCAAGCCCAAAGGAAGCACCCCGGAACACAGCACCCCAACAACAAACAACACCCCAACAACAUGCAGCAUCCCGGAACACAGCACCCCAACAACAUUCAGCACCCCUACCUGUGGAAGCCCCACCCACCUAUGCGACAUAUGCAAUGUAUCCCACCUUUAUUGAGUCUGACACAUAUCACAGUGCGCUAUAAAUAUGCCACCGAUUUGGCAUUGCACUCCUGAAAUACUGUCAGACUCACAAUGGACAAAAAGUAUAAAAAUAUUUUUUAUUCUAUGCUUUCUUCUUCCUUGUCAUAAACCUGGGGGCUGUCUUUGACUUAGAUUUUCUUUUGCUCACUCCUCAUUUUACUUUUGUGACUUUCUUUUGUGUAAAUUGUAAGAGCAUUGUUGGAGGGAGCCUGAGAGCAAGGAUUACACUGCCAACAACUGUUUCACUGUGUGCAUGUACCAAGUAAAAAACCUUAAAGGACCAGUGGGUAGGAUUUAGUGCCAUCUAGUGGUGAAAUUGCAGACUGCAACAUUUGCUAAACACCACUCGCCUUCCAAGCAUGUAGGAGAUAUCACGGUGGCAGUGAACCCAUGAAAAACACAAAAGGCCCUAUCUAAAGCCAGUAUUAUGUCUGUUUUGGGCUAUUGUAGACUCAUGGUGGACUCCAUAGAAGAAGACCUGCACCCACUGCACAUAAAGCAUGUAGGAGAAUUACGGUAGCAGCAAAUCGCCUUUCUCAUGGUGGUUCAACGUGCCAGACUUACCACUUGACCACUUGAUGAACUUCAGCACAAGUUCAGUCAGGAAGACCUUCUCAUUAUGCCUCAUUCAUUCACACUCUCCUUUUCUAAUCAGAUAUGUGUCUCCUCCAGCCGAUCACACUGCCGCUGUCCAACUUUAAAUUUGUUCUCUUUCAAUGCAAAAUACUUGCGACUCUCCUCCACCUCUUUCACCUCCAGUUCAUCUAUCCAGGGCCCAGGUUGAGCUCAUCAGAAGUCCACUCCACAUCACAUUCAGAUCUUCAGCAUUAUCUUCAUCACCACCACCAACACCACCAGCUGUGUCUAGACUCCAUCAGGGGUUUCCUAUAAUAAUCAUGCCUUCAACAACCCCUUUUCACAUUUCUGAUCUCCAUUGUGCACAUAUCAAUUAAAUAUAUUUGUUAAUUAAAAAAUAAGUCUCUCUCUGCAUCACAGCUGCAGCCUGGUAGCAACAAAUACAAGGCUGAGCUCAACUACUCAGGAAGCAAACUAAUCAAUAUGUAUUGUAUGUAUCUAAUGUCCAUGAAAAAUAAUACAUAAAAGAUCUAAAGUAGUAUACGUA
This is a messenger RNA of Morone saxatilis (striped sea-bass), 2303 nucleotides long. RefSeq names its product arrestin domain-containing protein 3-like. The coding region runs from base 46 to 1182 and encodes 378 amino acids. NCBI's taxonomy places the organism in Eukaryota, Metazoa, Chordata, Actinopteri, Moronidae. The transcript has 7 exons. The record is from RefSeq and is a predicted model, not a curated record. Gene Ontology annotation, biological process: protein transport. Gene Ontology annotation, cellular component: cytoplasm; plasma membrane.